Messenger RNA from Hippocampus zosterae (dwarf seahorse), 1953 nucleotides. RefSeq names its product actinodin2 (gene and2). NCBI's taxonomy places the organism in Eukaryota, Metazoa, Chordata, Actinopteri, Syngnathiformes, Syngnathidae. The transcript has 6 exons. The record is from RefSeq and is a predicted model, not a curated record. Bases 184 to 1749 code for a protein of 521 amino acids.
GGGUUGUCGUUUUCGUUUUUAAUGACCUUGGGGGGGUGUAGGGGAGGCAUCCUUAAAAACGCCGCCCCCGCCUGCCCAUGCCAUAGCGGGUGGCAAAGAGGCGCAGGGGGGCCAGACAGCUAAGGCCAACGAGCGGAGACGAGACCUCUUCAGCACCAGUGCAGGAAGCAGCUCAAAGCCAGAAUGGCAUCGCCUUCCCUGAGCCACGUUGGAUUCCUUCUAGCCAUGAUGUUCCUACCGGAGCUCCUCGGGGCAGUCCCACUGGAGCAGCGCAAGGAGGACCAAGUCGCCGGGGUACCUGAUGACACGAAGGCUGAGGUCACGGCCAACCUGAGAAAGUCGCUGCGCCACAGGAGGAACGCGCCCGUCAUGACGGUGCCCCGCUUCCAACGCCUCCCUGACUUCUGGACCUGGUACAAAUAUUUCAUGGACAGCCACAACCAGGAGGGAGUUGAGGAUUUGGACCGGCUGUACGUGGCGUACCUUCAAAACAAGCACAGGACCGAAGAGGAGCCUUCCUUUAACCAUUACCUCAAACACUUGAGCGAAAUCUACAAGGCCUGCGCCGACUCCGAAGACCCGGAAUGCAUCGCCGAGUCCACCAGCAAGCCAAAGGCGGCCGCGGCGAUGCCCGCCGCAAUCCGGUCUUCCGCCGUCCGGAUGUGUAACCCCUACGUCGACCCCUACUGCCUCUUCCCGCUGACCUCUCGGGCCAUCGCCGGCCCAGAGCCCCGACCGGCCCCGGCCGAGGCGCCCGCGCCCGCCCCCGUCCCCGUCCUCCCCCCCGCGCCGCCGAUGCCUAUGAAGAGCUUCUACCACUACGCUCCCAUGCCGGAGCCCUUUCUGAGCCACGAGCAGAAGGCUGAGCUGCUGCGGAUCUGCAACCGCGAUGACGUCGAGUGUCUUCAGUACCACCUGAGGGCGGCGUACGGCUACCGACCCGCCGCCGGUCCCGCUCCGUCCUACGCCGCCCUCAAAUGCCACCCCGAGGACCCUUAUUGCGAUCCAACGAUGGCUCAAAAGGCGCCCGCGGGCUAUCACCAUCCGCGCUACGCAAGCUGCGACCCGGCCGCGGAUCCCUUUUGCGCGGGCAACGUCGCCGCUCCCGCCGGCCUCGGUGCCGACUCGCCACUUCCGGAGCGGCGCUGUAACCCGCUGUUUGAUGCCGGCUGCCACCCGUUGACCGCCACCAAGUUGUCGAGCCUCGGCAAGCCCGUGGUUCCGGCGUACGCCGCGAAAGGCCAGCCCGCCCGCGUCGCCUCCCCCUUGACCUGUGACCCCCGCUACGAUCCCUACUGCAUACUGGCGGCGGCCGCCGCCCUGCGCCAGCCCCGACCGCGACUCCCGGAGCAGCAGGUCCGCUACAAGCUUGGCAUCCGCGGCAAGACCGAGGAGGGCGACGACUGCUACGUGCACUAUGACAAAGACUGCACCCCGCUCGACCCCCGGCGGAAGGCCGAGGCUCCGGCCCAGCCCCGCUGCCACCCCUUUGACCCCACCUGCGCAAAGUUUGCGCCACCCCCCGCCGUCCGAGCCCGAGGACCCGGCGAGGGCGCCCUCAUCCUCCCUGACCCGCACUGCGACCCGGAGCUCGACUACAACUGUCGCCUGCGUCGUGCCGACGCGGGCGACGAGGAGAAAGUGGCGUCGCAGCUCGCCCACAAAACGACCAAGGAGGCCACAAAAUCCAGCUUGCCUCGUUUUGAGGACUUCCUCCGUGGCGUCAUGACCGGCCACAAGUCGAUUUAAAAUAACCCUCACAGAAAAACCUGAAGCCAGUACAAAAAUUGGAUUUUUGGGGGGGUGUUAAUCUGCAGUUCAGUCAAAUGACAAAAGUUGUAUGGAUGUCGAAAAAAGUCAUACGUAUGUAUGUAGAGAUGUUUCUGUUAGAUUGUGUUAGGUUGCAGCGAGUAUUGUAGAUUGUGUUGUCAAUAUAGAUUUGAAUAUCGACUU